Ichthyophthirius multifiliis is the source of this 1428-nucleotide messenger RNA. Its product is annotated as zinc mynd domain protein 10. Gene Ontology annotation, cellular component: cytoplasm. Lineage: Eukaryota; Ciliophora; Oligohymenophorea; Hymenostomatida. The transcript has 5 exons. The record is from RefSeq and is a predicted model, not a curated record.
AUGGGAAAUAUGACAUAGGCUUUUAGUGAAUCCAAGUUUUUAAAUGAAACUCAAUUAAAUUAAAUUAAUGAAAAUAAUAACAAAAAUGAUUUACAUUUUGGAGAUGUAUUAUCAAAUUUCGAAGCUGAACAUUUAAUAGAAAAAUUAAGAAUAAUUAAUAUAGAAGAAUAUGGUAGCAAUGAAUGGUUUAAAUAAGACGAAAUAUACUAAAGAUUAAAUAUGCAAGCACAUGUUAAUGCAUUAAUGAAAAGCGACGAAUUUAUAAUGGAUACAAUGGUAACAUUCGAUAAAUUAAAAAUAUUAAUAUUUGAUUUAGUCUAAACUGAAUUAUGGAAAUAAAAAGUUCUUCCUUUAAUAAAAAAUCAUUUAUUAAUAACAAACACAUACAGAAAUUAUAUUGCAAUAUACCACGAAUCAGUAAUUUGUAAUUUAUUAGAAGUAGUUAUGUAUCAUAGAACUGCCAUAGAUUCUGCUGAAGAAUAUUUGGUUGAACUAAUAGAUUAUUGUUAUAGAAAACUUUUAAAUUUAGCGAAUUAUUAAAAGAAGAAAAUUACAAAAAAAUCCGUUGAAGAAAUGCUCGCAAAAACUCGAGAAUAAGAAUUCAAUGAAUAAAUCGAAGAUAUUGAAUUCAAAAUAGGAAUGAUGUGUAUUUCUAUUAUUAGAUUUAUUACUGAUUAUGUUUAGUAUUUACCCAUAGGAACUCUACAUCAUCUACUUGAAGUUACUGACAUUUUAUGCGUAUUUGUACCUUUGAUAGAAAAUAAGCCUUGGUUAAGGCAAAAUCAUAAUGAUGAAAGGGAAAAAUAUGAAAAUAGUAAGUGGGUUAUUGUUGAAAAAAAUGAAUAUAGUAAAAUUAUAAAAAUAGAAGCUAAUGUAUGGAUUGCUAUUUAUAAUUUAUUUAUGAGCGCAGAUUGUAGAAAAAAAUAUGAAUUAAAUGAAUUUAGAAAAUCUAAUUUAUUAAGAUUAAGAAAAUAUAUGAAUGAAAUUCUCAUGGAUUAAAUUCCUAAUUUAUCUCAUAUGUUAAGAUCAUUAGAAGAAUUAUCUAUAAUACAAGUCUAAUCUAUAGCUUAAAAUAAUCCAUUUAUUGUUUAGUAAAUUCCGGAAAUAAGAGAAAAAAUAUCAAAAGGAAAAAACUGGAAGGAUAUUGCUGAAAAAUAAAAAUAAUAAUACUUCAUUUAUGAUAUAGAAUAAGCUAAAGAAGACAUGAAAAGACUAGCUGAUCUUUACGGAUAAAAUAUUGUCGAGGGACUCUUAGAAGGCUUUAAAUGUGAGCAAUGUAAAAAGAUGCUACUAAAAGAUGUUCUGCAUGUAAAAGUGUUUGGUAUUGUACAAGAGAAUGUUAAUUAUUAAUAAAAUUAAGAAGUAGAGAAAGUUUACAAAGUUCAAGAAAUUUUUUAAUAAAAAGAAGAUUUAAACGAUUUAGAUUGA